CCCACGCAUCUGCACCCUCUUUCAUGGAUCACAUGGUUUGUAGGUUGGUCCCCCACAACAAAGCUGCAAGACCUACGGUUAAAUCUCCUCCAACUAAUUCACAUCCCUACUCGAUAUCAUCUUUCACCUCCAAACCAAUGCAAUGUGGAAACAUAGGGAAACAGUAAAAAAAGAAUUCCACAUCGACCUUUCUUUCAUGGUCAUGAAUCCUGCUCGUAUCAUUAUUUUUAUUCAUGUAGAACAAACUUCACUUUGAUUGUGCUUCUGUAUCCUGACAUCCUCCCAUCUCUCCCUCUCUCUGACCCUCAACUCAUCCUUCUUUGCACAUUGAGAAACCAUAUUCUUUUUGCUAGCUUUUGGCUCAUGGAGUAGUUGGAGAGUUCUCUUACAUUAAUACCUUCUUCUUUUGGUAUCUGAGGGCGAGACAGAUGCAAAGAGGACGCUGCCUUGAGCUCCUCUAAUCAUUUCGGUUUUUGAUGGUCUUCAAAGUUGCAAGUCCUACUUCUCCACUUCUUGUGAGCACUGUUUUGUCAAGCUCAGUCUCAUUACCAUAAAAUGAGAAGAGGAUCUUCAAACUGGGUCCUUCUUCUGCUCUCGUUCCUGGUUUUCCAUGUCUCAUUGUCAAAUGAGCAGGAAGACUCAACAGCUCCCAUGCUGAGAGCAGAGCAAGAAGCUCUAUAUUUGUUGAUUCAAGACCUGGUUGGAAAAUGGUGGAAUGGUUCAGAGCUGUAUCCAGAUCCCUGUGGGUGGACUCAGAUACAGGGAGUUUCAUGCGAUGUUUACGACGGAAAAUGGCAUGUCACUGGCUUAACCUUCGGCUCAAUCCUAGACGACUCUCUUGAAUGCUCAGAGGAUGCAUCCUUAAGUCCUCUUCUUUUUGAGUUCGAGCAUCUGAAGAGCCUCUCCUUCUUUGGUUGCUUCGUCUCUUCACACCACAAGACCUCCAUCCCCUCCAGCCACUGGGAGAAGCUUGCUCCAAGCUUGGAGACGCUGGAGUUCAGAUCAAAUCCAGGCCUCGUUGGAGAAAUCCCUGCCAGCAUCACCCGGCUCACCAAAUUGCAAUCUCUGGUGCUGGUUGACAACUCUUUAUCUGGAAAUUUGCCUCAAGAACUCGGCCAUCUCGUGCAACUCAAAAGAUUGGCACUUGCAGGAAGCCAUUUCUCUGGUCAAAUUCCAGCCUCCAUCGGAAGCAAAUUAAGUGAGCUGUUGAUCCUCGACAUGAGCAGGAACUCCCUGACUGGCUCUCUUCCCUCGUCGCUCGGCGCGAUGAAUUCGCUUCUAAAGCUAGACCUGAGUGACAACUUCCUCCAUGGCAGCCUCCCGCAAGAGCUCGGACAGCUGAAGUGCCUCACUCUGCUUGACCUCAGGGGCAACAAAUUCUCACAUGGCCUUCCUCAAGCACUUCACGACAUGGUCUCACUUCAAGACUUGCUUCUGUCCAACAACCCGUUGGGCGGAAACUUGAUGGGAACUGACUGGGGAAGGCUCACAAAUCUCUCUACGUUGGACCUCUCCAACACAAAUCUGAGUGGAGAGAUUCCGGAGUCAAUUGUGAGGGUGAAAAGGUUGAGGUUUCUUGCACUGGAUAACAACAACCUCUCUGGCUGUGUGCCCACCAAGCUUGCAGAUUUGCCUGACCUCACUGCUCUGUAUCUCAACGGCAACAAUUUGGCAGGGGAGCUCAAGUUUUCUGAAGCAUUCCACAGAAGGAUGGGAAGGAGGUUUGCUUUCGGUGGGAAUCCUCACAGUUCAGUGGCACAAUAUUGCAAACAGGAGAAAUCAGCAGGUUCUCAAGGCAAGGGAAAGGGAAGGAUCAUGGAUGAUCAAAGUUCGAGCGUGUUGACUUCCCUUAGUUUUCCAGCUUCUUCAAUUAACGUUUGGUUGGGGGUAGCUGUUCAAGAGCUGUUGGUUGUGAUUGCUUUGAUCUUAUUAUUAUAGAUACUUGGAUUAUGCAUCGAUCUACACUUGCAUGUUUUUUUUUUGUUGAUUCAUAGUCCAAUUUGAGGAUUCAACCUAGUUUGCUUGAUUCA
Zingiber officinale is the source of this 2030-nucleotide messenger RNA. RefSeq names its product piriformospora indica-insensitive protein 2-like. The transcript has 2 exons. The record is from RefSeq and is a predicted model, not a curated record. NCBI's taxonomy places the organism in Eukaryota, Viridiplantae, Streptophyta, Magnoliopsida, Zingiberales, Zingiberaceae. The coding region runs from base 556 to 1938 and encodes 460 amino acids. Gene Ontology annotation, molecular function: protein binding.